Molecule: messenger RNA, 297 nt
Organism: Symbiodinium pilosum
Lineage: Eukaryota; Dinophyceae; Suessiales; Symbiodiniaceae
Source: the annotation of a GenBank genome assembly
GAUCCCAAUGUUCUGGAUGUCUACACGGUUCUAAAGGAGAGCUACGAGGCAAGAAAGGAGGACCUGCGCUUGAAGUCCACUGGCGGGCGCCUCCCGGAUGUACCCUCAGAUGAUAAUGGUGAGCGCCCCGCGGAGGGAGAAAAUGAAGAAGGUGAGAAGCGUGGAAAUGGUGAUGUGAGUGAGGGUGGUGUGGUAGGGGAGGAUGAUGAAGAUGCUGACCCCAAAGAUCUCACCAGCAUGCUGGCGAGCUUUGAUGAUGAAAGCGACCUGCCGGCUCCCUCCAAUGACAUUGUUCAA